AAUUGAAAAGCAGAGCGGCUGGAAUCAGGAAAAAUCCCUGAGUACCCUCCUCGCGCUAUGACAACCGGCUGGGAACCUACAGUGAAGAAAACGAGAGAGAGAGAAAACGACAUUGCUAUAUUUAUCUGGGGAGGAAAAUGGGGAAUGAGCAGAUUAUUUUUCUUCCAUCUCAUGUUGCUUACUGGAAAGGCAGCAAGUUUAUUAAAAAAUCAGUUACCAUCUAUAGUCAGCCAUGUGUUCGAAGGCUUCCCUUUCCGGGCUCUAGUGCAAUGGAUAUGGAUGAAGAAGAAGAAGAAGACGACAGAAAACAAAGAUUUGGGCGCAGUGGAUCUGAUUCAGUGAAUAAUAUUCAUUAAUAUCAUGAAACCAAAGAUCAGAUUGUCCAGGCAUUUACGAGCACAAUGAGCAAACAAAAACAGAGUGAGUAGGUUUACUUCACUUGAGAGUCUUUGAUGAAGUACGUACAGAGGACAGGGCAGGACAAGACAGGCAUUCCCUGUCAAUCUUCCCAGCCAGAAAAGGAAAAGAAGGAAGAGAGGAAGCAUGGGUUGAGAAAACUACAGUGUGAUGGGUUUAAGAGAGAGAGAGAGAGAGAUGAAGAUAACGGCGUUGCUGGUGUUGAAAUGCAACCCGGACGGGUCCGAUCCGGUCAUACUGGCAAACGCAUCGGACGUGACCCGUUUCGGCUACUUCCAGAGACCCAGCGUCAGGGAAUUCAUCGUCUUCGUCGGUCGGACCGUCGCCAAGCGGACCCCGCCCGGCCAACGCCAGUCCGUCCAGCACGAAGAAUACAAAGUACAUUCAUACAAUAGAAAUGGCCUUUGUGCAGUGGCCUUCAUGGAUGACAACUAUCCAGUUCGAAGUGCAUUUUCUGUGCUUAACCAGGUGCUAGAUGAGCACCAGAAGAACUUUGGUGAUGCAUGGAGAACCAUGCAAGCAGAUGGCACUCAGCCAUGGCCCUAUUUGAAUGAAGCUCUAACCAAAUUUCAGGACCCUGCCGAAGCUGACAAGUUGAUGAAAAUUCAGAGGGAAUUGGAUGAAACGAAAAUUAUUCUUCAUAAGACUAUUGAUAGUGUGCUUGCGCGAGGUGAAAAGCUGGAUAGUUUAGUUGAGAAGAGUUCAGAUCUCAGCGCGGCUUCACAGAUGUUCUACAAGCAAGCGAAGAAAACAAAUCAGUGUUGUACAAUAUUGUGAGCUACUGAACCAAUGCUAUCCCAUGCUGGCAUCUACUUCUUCUGGAGUUAGAAUAUGAUGGAUCACAGAAUUCUAAUUACUGUUUAUAACGUACAUGAUUUGUUUGCUUCACAGAAUUCAGUAGUUCUUUCCCUUUUUGUCUGUCUUCAGACUAAGAAAUUGAAACUGAUAUUAUCAAAGCUUUUCACAUGCCUA
Diospyros lotus (date-plum) is the source of this 1389-nucleotide messenger RNA. Its product is annotated as VAMP-like protein YKT61. Gene Ontology annotation, biological process: endoplasmic reticulum to Golgi vesicle-mediated transport. Gene Ontology annotation, molecular function: SNAP receptor activity. The record is from RefSeq and is a predicted model, not a curated record. NCBI's taxonomy places the organism in Eukaryota, Viridiplantae, Streptophyta, Magnoliopsida, Ericales, Ebenaceae. Gene Ontology annotation, cellular component: membrane; Golgi apparatus. The transcript has 9 exons. The coding region runs from base 568 to 1194 and encodes 208 amino acids.